Molecule: messenger RNA, 3015 nt
Organism: Sitophilus oryzae (rice weevil)
Lineage: Eukaryota; Metazoa; Arthropoda; Insecta; Coleoptera; Curculionidae
Product: AT-rich interactive domain-containing protein 1B-like
Exons: 11
Coding region: 161-2884 (907 amino acids)
Source: RefSeq, a predicted model, not a curated record
ACUGAAAUCAUAAAUUUGAAAUGUUUUAAUACAGCUCGGACCACCCUGUAUAUUCUACCUAUAACGUACGCAAUCUGACAAAACCCACAAAAAUGUAACUGUCACAAAAUUUCGUGUAGUUUUUUCGUCAAUUUUUUUUUCAAAAAAAUAUCGCUAAAUUAUGAGUAGGAAACUAACAAUACCGAGGGAAUUGCUAGCAAAUAACAAUGAGACUAUAACUAUCCAUAUCCCGGAGGGGGUAAAUCAAGGUACAGACAACCUGAUUGUGAGGAGGCAUGGAAAUAUGUUAAUGGCCCAUAGGGCAGAGGAAGGCGAUAUGGUACCCAGCACAUCUGGAGCCACUACAAGCUUUCACGAACACUCAAGUGGGGAACGGACACUUCAUGACACUUUGCAGAGUUCAAGAUCAACCGGCGUUGAAGCUUGCAAGUCAGCAACCUGUGGACCUGGUUCGACAUCACAACAUACCCAAUCAGAGGUACCCGCUGCAAGGCACCAGCCAACAGUUUCAGCUUCUCCACCAGGAAGGGAGGUCCAAGCGGAUUCAAGGUACCUGCCAUCACUUUCAGCUGCUCCACCAGGAAGACUGCCCCAAGCAACAGUUUCAGCUGUUCCAUCGUAUCCCGGUGCUAAUGCUUGCGUUCCGUGUGCUGGUGGUGGUGGUGCUGUAAGAAGAACAGGCAUACCUCUUCCAGUAGGAAGAUGGGGAGCACCUAGGGCAGUGCCAGGACCGUCGGGUUUGAACCGCGUAAACUGGGCUCAAGGGGAGACUCAACCUAGGGAUCCAUCCGGACAUGCGGUACCUUCUCCCGAAGCGGACGAUAGGGAGAUGAUGUCGUACCUUAACGUGAGCGAGCAGUCGUACCUGAUGGGGUUCCAUCCUGUCAUAUCCAGUACUCAGGACUCGGACGCUUUUAGAACUUGGGACGAAAGCGAUUUCACGCCAUCGGACGAGUCCGAUCGAAUAUUCGUUGACUAUUCGCUGCACAAAUCUCAGGAAGACAGGUACAAUAUUAUCAGAGGUUUGACACCGCCACAAUGUACUCCUUGUCCAAAUGAUCAAGCUGGUACUAGCGCAGCCUUACACGGUCCUUACCGUCCUGGAGUUUUCAGUCCCGCUCUUGCUACCUUUGGCUCAGGUGCCGGAGGACGUCCAAACGCAACCUUUAACGCUGGAGCUGGAGCUGGAGGACAUUUAGACGGGACCUUCAACGUUGGAGCUGGAGGUGGAGGACGGUUAGAGGGAACCUACACUGCUGGAGGAGGAGCUGGAGCUGGAGCACAUCCAGACGGAACCUAUACCGCUGCAGCCGCAGGACGGUUAGAAGGAACCUAUACCGCCGCAGCUGGAGGACAUCCAAACGCAACCUAUAUUACCGCAGCUGGAGGACAUCCAAACGCAACCUAUACAGCUCCAGCUGGAGGACAUCCAAACGCAACCUAUACCGCCGCAGCUGGAGGACAUCCAAACGCAACCUAUACCGCCGCAGCUGGAGGACAUCCAAACGCAACCUAUACCGCUGCAGCUGGAGGACAUCCAAACGCAACCUAUACCGCUGCAGCUGGAGGACAUCCAAACGCAACCUAUACCGCUGCAGCUGGAGGACAUCCAAACGCAACCUAUAUCGCUGCAGCUGGAGGACAUCCAAACGCAACCUAUACCGCUGCAGCUGGAGGACAUCCAAACGCAACCUAUACCGCCGCAGCUGGAGGACAUCCAAACGCAACCUAUACCGCCGCAGCUGGAGGACAUCCAAACGCAACCUAUACCGCCGCAGCUGGAGGACAUCCAAACGCAACCUAUACCGCUGCAGCUGGAGGACGUCCAGACGCAACCUAUACCGGUGGAGUCUGCGACGCGGACUGUUCAGGCGGUACAGCAGGUGGUGGAGCUGGAGGACGUUUAGACGGUACCUACACGGCUCAUCCCUCCAUGAGGACUCCUCCAAAUUUCCUGGACUACCCUCCAUUCGACACGGCAGUGGCUAGAAUGUACCCGGAUAGACACAUGGACUCGUGGGAGAUGAUGGGACUCACGCCUCCAGGACCGGAUACGCCGCGAGGCAACAAAACCCAUCCUCCACGCUACGCCAGAAAACUCGAUUUCUCCGACACUCAGGACUCUCCCCCGCGACCGUUCUCCCCUAGCCCGCAUCCCUACAACUUCAACGUGAACAGAACCUGCCCAGGAGCGGGCUCCGCCUCCAGCGACCAAGACAGCAGCGUGGACUGGUUCAGGCCCUACAUGACCAGCACGAACCAGGCUACCGGUCGUACAGGAGCUCGCAGAGAGAUCUUCGACAGCAUCAGAGUAGGUCGGUCUCCAGGACCAAGCGGAGUGUCCAGGUCCAGUCCCCAAGACGUCUCGUACGACUGGAGCAGCGAGUCCGAUCCGAUCUUUGGACCCCAGAGGUCGAUACCCAGGUCUCCUUCUCCGGGACCUAGACAAGAUGUUCCUGGAAGACGAUUGAACUUCACCAGCGAUUCUUCAGGAGCCGGAGCAGGAGCCUGCGUUGAAGGUAUAUGUGCAGAAGAAAGCUUGCCUUCGAUGUUCCAACCUAGGGCGACUAGCACGAGGCUUAGGGAGCAGAGAUCUCCUUCGCCUAGACCUAGACGUGAAGCCAGAGGGGGAGGAUGUGGACGUGGAUGUCCAGGGGUUGCUGCUGGAGGAAGACAGAGAACUUCAGGUGCUGGAGCUCGUGCUGGACGAAGAGGAGGAUGUGGAGGUGGAUGUGCAGGGGUUUCAGAUAGCCCUCCUUCCUUCUUCCAACCUGGAGCAGCUAGCACGAGGCUAAGGUCGUACGAUUCUAACAGCGCGAGAUCUAGGCGUGAAGGUUCUUCUGCUGGUUACGAAGCUGACGAAUCGUCGUGUUUUUGCAACUGAAACAUGCAAAUCGAUUUCGCCGAGUAAAAGAAUGGGAGUUUCAGCAAUAAGUGUUUCAGCAUAAUAAUCUGUGAUAAUAAAUGCCAAAGAUAUUCAUUAAUAUGUAACAAAAAGAUAAAUAAAUGAUAUGA